Molecule: messenger RNA, 1149 nt
Organism: Didymodactylos carnosus
Lineage: Eukaryota; Metazoa; Rotifera; Eurotatoria; Philodinida; Philodinidae
Source: the annotation of a GenBank genome assembly
AUGUUAAAUAAUUGUAUUGAACAUAAAAAUUUGAUAAUAUUAAAUUUAAAAAAUUCAAAUAUUUAUGAUUUAAAAAUAUUUAAUGAACAUAUAUCAUGUAUUAAACAAUUGAUAUUAAAUGAUCAAAAUUUAAUAACAAUUGAUGAAUAUGAUUUAUUAAAUUCAAUUAAUCUUGAACAUUUUGAAAUUCAAAAUAAUAAUGCUUUAGAUUCAGUACAUAUUAAUAUUUAUGAUCGUUUAUCUAUUAUUAAUUUAAAUGAAAAUUUAUAUUUAGAAAAUGUUUUAUUAAAAAUUAUGACAAAUCAUAAUGUUAUUCAUUUACAACGUUUAUCAAUAUCACAAACAAAUUUAAAAUAUUUAACAAUUGAUUUUAAUAUUAAACAAAAAAUAAAAUGGUUAAAUAUAAAUGAAAUUAAUCUAUCACAUUCAAAUUUAGAAACAAUUGAAUUUUUAAAAUAUGUCACAUUUCAAAAAUUAGGACCAAGUAAAAAGCAUUUAAACGAUCAAAUAGCGAAAAAUAUGAAUAUACCGUUUUACAAUCGAAUGAUCGAAAAUAUGGAACAAAACGAAGAAUUAAUUUCGGAAAUGAUGACUGAUAAAAACAAGUUAGUAUCCUUUUUUGGAAGAAUUAAGAUAUUAAGCGACAGUUUAAAUCAAAUUACAACGGAAGAUGAGAACGAACAAGAAGAGUUGGAUAGUAUUAGUGAAGGAUUAUUAGAAUUAUCGUACAAGUACGACGAGGCUGUUAUUCGAGCAGAUAUUGUACUAGAAAAUUUACGUGGAUCGUUACAACGUUUUUUGCAAGUUGAUUUACCUAAUACAAACAAUAUUCCAUCUGGAGCGAUUACAGCUGAUGGCAAAUCGAAUGUUCGUUUGCCUAAACUCGAAAUUGAGAAAUUCGAUGGCGAGAUCUUAAAAUGGAAAGCUUUCUGGGGUGUAUUUGUUUCGGCACACAAAAAUUCGACGCUAAACGUUAUCGAAAAAUUUACAUAUUUACGAUCUCAAUUAAAUGGUGACGCAGUUAAAUUAAUCGCAAGUUAUCCAGUUGCAGCCGAAAACUAUCAUCCAGUCAUUCAGGUAUUAAAAGAAAUGUACGAUAAUAAUGUCAAAAUAGCGGAUAAAAUCAUUUCUAUUCCCUAUUUAAAUUAA